Messenger RNA from Penicillium olsonii, 1131 nucleotides. The record is from the annotation of a GenBank genome assembly. Lineage: Eukaryota; Fungi; Ascomycota; Eurotiomycetes; Eurotiales; Aspergillaceae.
AUGGCUGCUAAAGGAGCUUUCCGACUUGAGCUUCUUCAACUCCGCAGCUCCAUUACGAUGUCUUCUCAACAGUUCACCGUGGCUUCGCCACCUACAGAUGCUAUCUCGGCCCUCGAGUUCUCCCCCGACCCUAACUCUACUCGAAUCGUGGUUUCGUCAUGGGACAAGAACGUAUAUUUGUACGACUUGCGCGAUGAAAAUGGCAAAGUUGGCGAGGGAAAGCUGUUACAGAAGUUUGAGCACCGCGCACCUGUCUUGGAUGUCUGCUUCGGAGAAACCGAAAACGAGAUCUACACGGCCGGUUUGGACUGGGAUGUGAAGAAGAUUGAUCUCAAUACCUCCGAGCAAACCGUACUCAGCAGCCACGAGGCUGGCGUGUGCAAUGUUGUGUACAGCCGCGAACAUAACCUCGUUAUUUCCGCUUCAUGGGACUCAACACUCCAUAUUCACCUCGCUUCAAACCUCGAUUCUCUGCCUAUCAUCAUUCCCCUCCCGUCCAAGCCGUUCUCGAUCUCUGCCACGGGCACCAAGCUUGUCGUCGCCAUGGCCUCACGGUCCUUGCACAUCUACGACCUCAAGGCAUUGACCAUACUGACUGCGCAAACGGAUAGCACCGUGCCUGGUGGCAAUCGCGUGGAGGUAGAGCCCUGGCAGCGCCGCGAGAGUAGUCUGAAGUUUAUGACUCGUGCAGUCGCCUGCAUGCCUGAUGACAACGGCUACGCUUCAUCCAGCAUUGAGGGUCGUGUCGCAGUGGAGUGGUUUGAUCCGUCGCCCGAAUCUCAAGCCCGCAAGUAUGCGUUCAAGUGCCAUCGCCAAACCGCGGAGGAUGGUGUCGAUGUCGUUUAUCCCGUCAAUGCAUUGGCCUUCCACCCGGUGUUCGGUACAUUCGCUUCCGGCGGUGGUGAUGGAGUUGUCGCCCUCUGGGAUGGAGUCACCAAGCGCCGUAUUCGCCAAUAUCAGAAGUACCAGACCAGCGUCUCCGCCGUUGCGUUCAGUGGUAACGGGCAGUACCUGGCCAUGGCAGUCAGCCCCGGGUUCGAGGAUGGUCACGACAAUGUUCCCGAGGGCUCGGUGGUGAUUUAUGUGCGGGAAUUGGGCGAAACAGAGGCCAAGGGCAAGGCUCCCAAAUAG